GGAUGGCAAAAUGGCGCCGAAGUUCAUAAUAACAGCGGAGUCUCGUUGAGUUGGUAAAGAUCACUUCGCUCCAUCAGUACCGAUCCAGCAGACUCUCCGUAGGUCUGGUGGAUUUUUAGCUAACGUUAGUAACCUUUUGUCCUGGGUGUUUUCCUCUGACUCGGCACACAGAGCCGUUCAGCUUAGCGUGUCUGGAUACGGACCAAACGAAGCAGGCCGACGUUAGCAACACGACGCUAGCGAGUUUAACGGGAACUAAGCGGUGUUUUGAAGCUUUUUCUGUCGAGUGAAAAUGUCUAAAGUCCAAAUGUUGAAAUCUUUCGUCAAUCAGCGACUAACAAGUAUCGAAGAAGAACUAUUUGGGCUGCUUGAUAGGACGAUAGCGGAGUACGAGGAGGAAGCUUCUAGGUUAAAGGAGGAGAACGAGCGACUAAAGAAACUAGUGGACGGUGUUUUCAAUCCGCAGCUUCGCUUACACAAAGCAGACGUCCAGCAGCUGUUGGUGUUUAAACAAGAGAAGCGGGAUUGGAGCUCCAAUCUGGACCAGGAGCCCCCCAACAUUAAAGAGGAACACGAGUACAUACAGCCCACCCACUUUAAAGAGGAACCCUGGAGCGGUCGGGAGGGAGAGCCGAUACAAGGCCCGGAGGAGGCUGAAAUCGAGGUCUCAUUCACUCCCGUGAGGAGUCGAGAUGAUGAAGAGGAAGCUCAGUCCUCACAGCUUCAUCAAACUGACACAGAAGCUGAUGGACCUUUCUGCUGCUCAGAGUGUGGUAAAUGUUUCACUCAAAGUGGACAUUUAAAGAUCCACAUUAGAUGUCAUACAGGUGAGAAACCUUUCAGCUGCCCGUACUGUGCUAAAUGUUUUACUCAAGUUGGAAAUUUAAACAGCCACAUAAGAUGUCAUACAGGUGAGAAACCUUUCAGCUGUUCAGAGUGUGGUAGAUGUUUCACUACAAGUGGAAAUUUAAAGAGCCACAUGAGAUUCCAUACAGGGGAGAAACCGUUCAGGUGCUCGGUGUGUGGCAAAUGUUUCACUCAAAUUGGAAAUUUAAAUACCCACCGUAGAUGCCAUACAGGGGAGAAACCUUUCAGCUGCUCAGACUGUGGUAAAUGUUUCACUACAAGAGGAAGCCUGAAGACCCACAUGAGUGUUCACAAGGGAUACAAACCUUUCAGCUGGGAUUCGAGUCACCCAGAAGUAAACCCCCAAUAGUUGUUUUGAUAUAUUUGACCUUGCUUCCUCAGGGGGAUUGAGAUGGUGACCCUCUUCUGAGUUUCCUGACAGGUGACUUGGCUCAAUGCCGAUGUGGAAGUUGACCACACAGUGGUUGAUAGUCUUCAAGAAACGGUCUUCCUACUUUUAUAUACUUUCAGAAACAGAGGAGCGACCGCUGGACGUCCGUCGUACAUUUGACCUCUGUCCUGACUAACAAAGGACAUCUUGGAUCAACAAGUGAAAUCAAAAGAAGCUGUCUGUCCACAGUGUGCCUUCUGGUGUGAAGUUAGAUAAAGGCGGGGAAAGUGAAUAGGAAUUCACUCAUUGGAAAGGUCUAACUAAAUCCUAGCACACUUUGUGUGAUCUGAAGCGCACAGCUGGAAUAAAUAAAUCUCAUCACAGCAAUAGUUAUUUAGUUCACACAAGGGAUUAGCAUGGAAACGUGUUCCCAUCCACUGGGCGUGACGUCAUCUGAAGGUGAACUCUGUGCGUUUGCGGUUCUUAGAGCAUUGCCAUGUGCUAGGGAUCGAUUGCUUCUGUCUCUACUGGACCUGUCCUGCUUGAGAAUGGGGCUUAUUUUGGUUGUAGGGCAGGAAAUGUGGAAAUAUGGUGUGGGAAAUUCAAUGCUCAUAACUCGUCAUGGGGGAGUGGAAGUACCGAUAGCAAUGGCCAAAGCAAAGAACUAUUAAAUGCAAGGAAUGUAGUUUGUUAAAAUGAUGGGAGUAAAACAAGGAUACAUAUUAGUACAAGAAAGUGGCACAGCAAUAACAAUCUGCAAACUAGAGAUGAAAACAUGAUGUAAUGAGCUACGACUGGUGCAGCACUCCAGUGAACAGACCAGCACGGUUAAAGAAAUGAGUGAAAUUUUCUAAAGAAAAUCCAGUAGGCUUAAAGAGGACCAGGAUGACCAGGAGAUGAAGAUGAGCAUCUCUGCAGCAGUCAGAAGGGAGAGCAGCUGCAAGGGCUCAAGGAGGCUGAUAUUACGGUUUCAUCCACUCCUGUGAAGAUGAUGAAGAGGAAGCUCAAUCCUCACAGCUUCAUCAAAGACAAGUUGAACAGUCUAGAUAUUUACAACUAUCUAGUAAUGACAAAGCCUCACAAUGUUACCAAAAACAAUCAGAAGGCUGUGACAAUUGGAAUGAGACUAGUGAACCUCAGUCAUGUUUAAUAUUCAUUAAUGAAGAUGUUUCCGUCAGUGAUUAAAAAAAAUUAUAGUACAGCUGAGUGGUAAAUGUUUCACUCUGUAACAGUCUGAAAAUUCACAUGAGAGUUCACACAGGAGGGAAACCAUUCACCUGCUCAGAAUGUGGUAAAUGUUUAAUGGGUUUAAAGACACAUGAUAUACAGGUGAGAAAGUGUUCAGUGUGGUAAAGGUUUCGCUGUGGAAGCCGGAAGAGACUCAUCAGAGAGAACUCAAUCGCUGAAAGUGGUCGUUUUUCAUUCAUAUUUUUCUCUCCAUCUCUAAAGCUGAUCCUGGACUCUCAAUUCCUUAUAUGGUCAUAAUGAGGGAAACCUAAUACAUAAUGAAGGAAACUGCUACGCCCUCAGGGGAUGGAG
Molecule: messenger RNA, 2776 nt
Organism: Pungitius pungitius (ninespine stickleback)
Lineage: Eukaryota; Metazoa; Chordata; Actinopteri; Perciformes; Gasterosteidae
Product: oocyte zinc finger protein XlCOF8.4-like
Exons: 2
Coding region: 293-1216 (307 amino acids)
Biological process (GO): regulation of transcription by RNA polymerase II
Cellular component (GO): nucleus
Molecular function (GO): RNA polymerase II cis-regulatory region sequence-specific DNA binding; DNA-binding transcription factor activity, RNA polymerase II-specific
Source: RefSeq, a predicted model, not a curated record